AUGCCAGAGGCUUGCUUCCUGUGUUUGGACUCCACGGAGUUUAUGCGCAACGGCGAUCAGUUUCCCACGCGUUUCCUCGGGGUCCAGGAGGCUGCCAGUCUGCUCUCCAACGCCAAAAUUCAGAUGAAUGCGGAGAACACUGUGGGAUUUCUGACACUUGGCGGCAACGCAUGCACCGUCUUUGAGACCCUCACGCUGGACGUGGAGCGCGUCAUGUGCAGCCUUGCAAAUAUUUCUAUCCGAGGCAAACGGUGCCACUUUUCGCAGGGGCUCCAGAUCGCUUCUCUCGCACUGAGCCACCGAACAAACCCGCGUGCGGAAAAGCGCAUUGUCGCCUUCAUUGGCACCCCACUUACCGAAACGGACGAGGAGCUGGACAAGCUGGCGCGUAAGCUUCGCAAGGAUGAUGUGGCUGUGGAUAUUGUGGGGGUUUGCGUUGAGGCGAAUGUCCCUCGUCUUGCGGCAUUCGUCGACAGGCUGAAUAAGAAUGGCAACUCCCGCUUCCUUAGCAUCCCUGUCGGUGCUAACCUCACGGACGCAUUGAUGUCCAGCCCCAUUUUGCUGGGUGCCGACAGCGUUGGCGGCGCAACCGAUAACCACGAGGCGUACCAAGGCUUUGGCGUAGACCCUUCCAACGAUCCCGACCUCGCCAUGGCCAUUCGCAUGUCACUGGAGGAGGAGCAACAACGACAGGCGGCUGCGGCAACACUGGCGCCCCAAAGCACGGCCCCCGUUGCUGCAGCCGCGCACGAGGAGGCUCCCCCGCCGCGUGAGGACCCGGAAGACCUGGAGAAUUUGUCUGAGGAGGAAAUGCUUGCACGCGCGUUGCGAAUGUCGUUGGAGGAGGCACCAAAGACGUCCGGGGGUGCAGAGACGAGAAACGCGGCUCCCACUUCCGACGAGGAGUCCUUUCUCCACGAGCUGGAAAGGCAGCUGGAGAGGAAACACCCAAAAAGUGAAACCUCUCAACCCCCCGGAGGCGAUAACCUACCUGGGAAUGAGGAAGAGUCCCAAGGUGAGGAAGAACAAAAGAAGAAGGACAAGUAG
Trypanosoma conorhini is the source of this 1047-nucleotide messenger RNA. Its product is annotated as proteasome regulatory non-ATPase subunit. Lineage: Eukaryota; Euglenozoa; Kinetoplastea; Trypanosomatida; Trypanosomatidae. The record is from RefSeq and is a predicted model, not a curated record. The transcript has a single exon. Gene Ontology annotation, cellular component: proteasome regulatory particle, base subcomplex; nucleus; cytosol. Gene Ontology annotation, molecular function: polyubiquitin modification-dependent protein binding. The coding region runs from base 1 to 1047 and encodes 348 amino acids. Gene Ontology annotation, biological process: proteasome-mediated ubiquitin-dependent protein catabolic process.